AUUACAUCAACCAGUUAGCACAUAUAAAUAUCAAACACAAAAUUAUUAAAUCUUUCCAUAAAAAAAAUAAAAAAAAAAGAUAAUAAUUCCCAAAAAAAAAAACAUUUCUCUGUGCUGAAAAAAUUGCUAAGCACUCAAAACGAAUCAAGUUUCUGGCGCUCCGAUGAACGCCGAAACGUUUCUGAUAACCAAUUCACUUUCUCUUUCUUCAUCAUUAACUUCUCCGAAGCUUCCACACUCAAAAUGUCGUCGGACUUUCGGGUUUCGGUAUCUUUGGCCGGAAACUUAUCGGCGACCUUCUAAACUCCGGGAAUCGAUGAUCGUAGAACUACGAAAUGUUUCGGGGAGAAGGAAGAGUUUCGGGAAAGUAUGGGCGGAUGUAAAGCCGAAGAGUUUUGAAGUGUCUAGUACUGAGUCAGUGAAAGUCCGUGACUCGUUAAAUGACGUCGCUUUGGAGGAGAAAUGGUGGGAGGAGUUUCCUAAACGAUGGAUUAUUGUGGUUUUGUGUUUCUCCGCUUUUCUUCUCUGUAAUAUGGAUAGAGUGAAUAUGAGCAUUGCAAUUCUUCCAAUGUCAGCUGAAUAUGGUUGGAGUCCUACCACUGUAGGUUUGAUACAGUCUUCUUUUUUCUGGGGAUAUCUUCUUACUCAGGUAGCUGGGGGAAUAUGGGCAGACACUAUUGGUGGUAAGACUGUACUUGGAUUUGGUGUAGUUUGGUGGUCCAUUGCUACAGCUCUUACUCCUAUUGCUGCAAAGCUUGGUUUGCCUUUCUUACUAUUCGUUCGCGCUUUCAUGGGCAUUGGCGAGGGUGUUGCGAUGCCUGCCAUGAACAAUAUACUGUCAAAAUGGGUUCCAGUGUCGGAAAGAAGUAGAUCAUUGGCACUGGUAUAUAGUGGAAUGUACCUUGGAUCUGUAACAGGAUUGGCUUUUUCACCAUUGUUAAUACACACUUAUGGUUGGCCUUCAGUUUUUUAUUCCUUUGGUUCUCUUGGAACUGUUUGGUUUGCAGCAUGGAUGAAUAAGGCAAAUAACUCGCCUCUUGAAGAUCCUGAUUUGCGUCCUGCUGAGAAGAAGUUGAUUCUCAGUAGCAGCAGCUUAUCCAGAGAACCAAUAAAGAGGAUACCAUGGGGAGCAAUAUUGUCAAAACCACCUGUUUGGGCUCUGAUAGUGUCUCACUUCUGUCACAAUUGGGGAACAUUUAUUUUAUUAACAUGGAUGCCGACAUAUUAUCACCAGGUAUUGCAUUUUAAUCUGACAGAAUCAGGCAUGUUGUGUGUUCUUCCUUGGCUUACUAUGGCUGUAUCUGCGAAUUUCGGCGGUUGGAUUGCAGAUACACUUGUGAGCAAAGGUUAUUCCGUGACAACAGUUCGUAAGAUUAUGCAAACAGUUGGUUUCCUUGGACCAGCAUUUUUCUUAACUCAGUUGAGCCAUGUUAACUCACCUGCCAUGGCUGUUCUCUGCAUGGCCUGCAGCCAGGGAACAGACGCAUUCUCACAAUCUGGCUUAUAUUCAAAUCACCAAGAUAUAGCCCCUCGGUACUCUGGAAUCUUGCUAGGCCUUUCCAAUACUGCUGGAGUGCUUGCCGGUGUCUUGGGAACAGCAGCCACUGGUUAUAUAUUGCAACAUGGUUCUUGGGAUAAUGUGUUUGAGGUUUCCGUUGGGCUGUAUUUGGUUGGCACUGUCGUGUGGAACCUCUUUUCAACAGGUGAAAAGAUAUUGGAUUAACACUUAACUUAGUCUCAUUGCAGCAUGCUAGAUUAUCUAGAAAAUGAUACCAAAAAGACUAUCUUAAUACAAUUCAAGGGAGUUUGCUUUUAUUUUUCGGACAAAAGAGGGGAUCAGAGAUCAACAUGAAGAUAAAUUAGGAAGCUUUUAGUGGGUUCCAUGAAAACGUAAGAACUGAUCCAUUUUUAGUGGCAGCUACCUCAAAGGUUCGUCAUUAGCAAAAUUAGUCUUCCUAUUGUUUACACAAUUUGAUGUGUUAAAUGUGUUAUUAUUGAUGCGGUGAGAUGUGAUUAGGAAUAUAAUCUUAGAACCAACCAAUGGCAGGAUGUAGGAGCUAAGAGGUGGUUGUAUUGUAUUGUUGCUGUAUAUAUUCCUUCUGUAAAUGGAUUAUUAGAUUUCGCCAUAUGGUAAUACGAGUCAUCAGACUCAUGCUCGAAUCUUGUUUGAUCGAGAAUGUAUAAAAAUAUUGUCGAUUAAUGUUCAUUCAAGUUAUUUGAAAAUUAACUUCAAGAA
Amaranthus tricolor (Joseph's coat) is the source of this 2236-nucleotide messenger RNA. RefSeq names its product sodium-dependent phosphate transport protein 1, chloroplastic. Bases 164 to 1723 code for a protein of 519 amino acids. The record is from RefSeq and is a predicted model, not a curated record. Gene Ontology annotation, biological process: transmembrane transport. The transcript has 10 exons. Gene Ontology annotation, molecular function: transmembrane transporter activity. Lineage: Eukaryota; Viridiplantae; Streptophyta; Magnoliopsida; Caryophyllales; Amaranthaceae.